Molecule: messenger RNA, 938 nt
Organism: Nyctereutes procyonoides (raccoon dog)
Lineage: Eukaryota; Metazoa; Chordata; Mammalia; Carnivora; Canidae
Gene: FAM167B
Product: family with sequence similarity 167 member B
Exons: 2
Coding region: 216-707 (163 amino acids)
Source: RefSeq, a predicted model, not a curated record
AAUCCCAGCUCUUGCACACUCAGCCUUCCAUACCCCUCUAUUCGCCCUCCCUGACACACUCAGCCUCUCUGACCCACCUUGAACAUUCACCAUCACACACUCCCUGGAACAGCUCUGUCACUCUCAGCUCCUGCCACCACUCCCCAGCAAUACUGCCAGCCUUUCCCAAAUUCCCAGGGCUGCAGCCUUGCCCUGUCACCCACUCCAAACCCACCAUGUCCCUGGGGCCACUGAAAUUCCAGGCACUAGGUGAAGAAAAUGAAGAGGAUGAGGAGGAAGAGAGCCUGGACUCUGUGAAGGCGCUGACGGCCAAGCUGCAGCUGCAGACACGGCGGCCCUCAUAUCUGGAGUGGACAGCCCGAGUUCAGAGCCAGGCCUGGCGCAGGACCCAAACCAGACCUGGGCUGGGGGGCCCUGGGGCCCUCUGCGGAUUCGACUCAAUGGACUCUGCCCUUGAAUGGCUCCGACGGGAGCUGCAGGAGAUGCAGGCUCAGGACCGGCAGCUGGCCGGGCAGCUGCUACGCCUGCGCGCCCAGCUGCACCAGCUGAAGGUGGACCAAGCCUGUCACCUGCACCAAGAGCUGCUGGACGAGGCUGAGCUGGAGCUGGAGCUGGAGCCUGGGGCCGGCCUCGCCUUGGCCCCGCCGCUGCGGCACCUCGGCCUCACCCGCAUGAACAUCAGUGCCCGGCGCUUCACCCUCUGCUGAGGGGCACCUGCUUGCCUCCUGGGACCUCCUGGGAAGGGGGAAGGGAGGGGUUCCUCAAAGGUGCCAACACCUGGCAAGGGGUGGUGGGAGGGUUGCUAGGGGCGGGGCUCCCUCAGUUCUCUGGGAGCAUAAAGCCCCAGCAUCCUGUUACCCUUGCUGCCCUAGAUUGGGGAGGGGAGGUUAGAGGAAGGGGAGAAACUCACAGACCUCCAAGCUCUUCAAUAAAGGCCC